AUGACCGUCUGCCCGCGCAUCCCACUUGAAAUCCUCUAUCUCGUCGUUCACAAGAGCGACAGGCCUACCCUCGCAGUUCUUAUGCGGACGACGACGGCGCUAUCCCGUGAGGCGAAGCCGUUGUUCUUCGCGAGCAUAUCCGUCGCGUCCGCAGGGUCUAUGGUGUCGCUUUCGCGAGCGCUUGCCCAAGGUCAAUUCCAAUCAUCAUGGCUCCGUCGACUUCAUGUGAUUUAUCCCCCUGUACACCUUCCCCGCUUUUCCAACGUGACAAGUCUUCGGUGGAGUGUCUCCCCGUUCAGUACAGGCGCCUUUUCGCCUUCUACGCUCCGCGACGCCAUGUCCUCCUUCCCAUCACUCGUCGCAUUAGCGCUUUACGAAGGCCCUCGUACCUCACACGAACUCGACGUCGUGCUGUCCCCAGUUGCGCCUAUGCUGCAGACGCUGGAGUUGGCUUUUCACGCGCCCUUCGCGAUCAGUACAUCGACUUUUGGGGCGCACUUUCCUGCGUUGCGCGAACUCAUCUUCGCCGACGGGUUUGCCUGUGACCUCGGCGCAUUUCUUGGGACGUUCCGGGCGGUUCCUCCUAUAGAGGUCCUUCGCGUACCGGCCUUUUGUUCGUGGGAGACACUGCGACGCAUUCUGCCCCUUUUCGCGUCCAGCCUUCGCGUUCUCGACGUCGACGUUCUAACCUCAGUAGUGAUGUACAGUGACAGGCAUGCGCUUUGUUUUGUGAAGGGAAUGGACCAUCGGAGGUCAACUGGCCGAGGUGGUGUUGUCUCGUGUUAG
Molecule: messenger RNA, 786 nt
Organism: Schizophyllum commune H4-8
Lineage: Eukaryota; Fungi; Basidiomycota; Agaricomycetes; Agaricales; Schizophyllaceae
Exons: 2
Coding region: 1-786 (261 amino acids)
Source: RefSeq, a predicted model, not a curated record